This is a messenger RNA of Glarea lozoyensis ATCC 20868, 948 nucleotides long. Its product is annotated as Family A G protein-coupled receptor-like protein. The transcript has a single exon. The record is from RefSeq and is a predicted model, not a curated record. Gene Ontology annotation, cellular component: plasma membrane; endoplasmic reticulum. Bases 1 to 948 code for a protein of 315 amino acids. NCBI's taxonomy places the organism in Eukaryota, Fungi, Ascomycota, Leotiomycetes, Helotiales, Helotiaceae.
AUGGCGUUCGAACGGCGCAACAACGCGCUCGACAUCAACCCACCAAACGCAGACCGAAAAUUAAGUGAACAUGGUUCUGACUGGUUAUGGGCGGUUAUGGCCGUGUUUGGAGUUGCUUUACUCUCCUGGCUAGCAUGGACUUUACUUCGAUUUAAGUCUCGAGCAGUUGCAAAGACACCCAAACAUCACGAAAAUGGAGCUGGAAACGCUGGUGUACAUGGAACUGCCGCUGCUGUUGUUCCAGGUUAUGGGGAACGAAUCUUCCACUAUCUCUGGGCUCUUGCUGCAUUCAUCGGUCUCAUCACAUACUUCACCAUGGCAUCAGACUUGGGCAACACACCUAUCCGACAAUACCUCCAUCAUGGCUCAAACCCUCUGCAGACUCGUCAAGUCUUCUACGUACGCUACAUCUAUUGGGCUUUGGCUUGGCCUCUCAUUAUCACCGCCAAUCUCCUCCUCGCUGGUGUCAGCUGGGCAACAAUCUUUUUCGCCAUUGCCCUACAAGAGAUCUGGGUUGUAUCAUGGCUUUGUGGUGCUCUUGUUGCUACUAGCUACAAGUGGGGAUACUUCGCCUUCGGUAUCUUCGCAUACCUCGUCCUCGCAUAUGUCAUGAUGGUCUGGGGUGUCCAGCACGCAAAGCGCAUCCGCACAAACAAGGACUAUACUCUUCUCGCAGGAACACUGGUGUUGUUGUGGAUUGCCUUCCCAAUCGCAUGGGGCUUGAGUGAGGGAGCCAACAGAUUGUCCAUCACGGGCGAGAUGAUCUUCUACGGUAUUCUCGACCUCAUCGCUGUCCCAGUGUACGGAACAUUGUUCUUGAUUUACAGCCGUCGUUUCCAUCCGGGUCUGUUCCAUUUCACCCAAGAGGGACGUGUUACUGGAAUUAAUCAUGUCGACUCGUUUGCCUCCGGCAACCAUCAGGGAGGUGUCGUGCAAGGUGGAGUUUGA